Messenger RNA from Eucalyptus grandis, 1579 nucleotides. Its product is annotated as RHOMBOID-like protein 12, mitochondrial. Gene Ontology annotation, cellular component: membrane. The record is from RefSeq and is a predicted model, not a curated record. Gene Ontology annotation, molecular function: serine-type endopeptidase activity. NCBI's taxonomy places the organism in Eukaryota, Viridiplantae, Streptophyta, Magnoliopsida, Myrtales, Myrtaceae.
GCCCAAAAUCAACACCCUGAAAAAAAACCAAAACUUGCACAGUGAAAUGACUCUGUACUCUCUGAAUUGAAAUUCUUGAUUCAAAAGAAACGCACUUUCGAUCCAGAGGAACGAUGCAGAGGCUCGCCUCUCUCAAGCUCGCUUCCAGCCUCUCGAGAAAGCUCUCGGCAGCCGCCGCCGCCUCGACGUCUUCGUCUCUUCGCCAUUCUCGCCUCUGCGCCUCCUCCGCCGUCGCCGGGCCGGGCCGCGCCGAGCUCGGCGUCUCUUCGCCCCGUUCCUUCUUCCCCGACAACCCAUCAUGGCGGCUCCUGGCGAGAAACGCCCCGGCGCCGGCUUACUCGAAUGCCCUUAUCGGGUCGCCGCUCAAGAGCCUCGCGAAUUCCAGAGCUGGGUUUUUCCGGGCGCCCUCGCCUUUCAACUCGCGUUCGGGAUUCGGCGGCGGUUUCGACUCCUACAGACGAGGCUGGAAAUCAUGGUUUAGAAGGCUAACAGUUGACAAUGUGGUUCUGGGGCUGAUAAUUACCAAUGUUGCUGUUUUUAUGCUAUGGCAGAUUGCUGAUCGUAGUUUUAUGAAAAACUUCACUAUUUCCUUAGACAACUUUAAGAGCGGUCGUCUGCACACGCUGAUAACUUCUGCUUUCAGCCAUAUGACUAUGGAGCAUUUAAUCUACAACAUGAUUGGACUUUACUUUUUCGGGUACAAUAUUGGGAGAAAUUUCGGACCAGAAUUCUUGUUAAAGUUGUAUCUGGCUGGGGCUUUUGGUGGUUCAAUAUUCUAUUUGGUGCACCAUGCUUUCAUGCAUUCACAGUCAAAGGGUCAAGGAAUGUUCAGCAUAGACCCUUCAAGAAUGCCAGGAUUGGGGGCUAGUGGAGCUGUCAAUGCUAUCAUGCUACUUGAUAUAUUUCUCUUUCCAAAAGCCACACUCUACUUCGACUUCAUCAUUCCAGUUCCUGCCAUCUUACUGGGAAUUUUUCUGGUCGGCAAAGAUGUGUUGAGGAUAAUCCAGGGAGACAGUGAGAUAUCUGGAUCGGCUCACUUGGGAGGAGCUGCAGUUGCAGCCACAUGGGCCCGACUCAGGAAAGGGCGAUUUUAAAUCUUCGGCUUCUCAUGUUGAAUUCGGCAUGGGUAACUAAUUUCUUUUUCCUGUCCGCUUCUUCAUUUUUAUGAAGGGGGUGUCAAGGUGAUUGCCUCCAACGUGUUGCUGAAAACUUUUAUAGCAGAAACGGCUCCAGAGAAUCUGUCAAAUGCUGAAAGUGAUGACAUAACAAGGGAUGAUGAACUCUUUAAUUUGUGCGAAAAGGCAUGUGCACCAUGACUUCUAUGGCGGGAGCAUUACUGACGUACACAAUUAGAGAAUCUUUGCACAACUCAAGGUUCACAAUAGAUCUUAGAUGUUGCUGGUAUAUGUUUGCUGCAUGCAAGGCCUGAAAUAUAUGCGGAGAUCUUUUGUUGAUUCUGCACUGGGAAGUAUGAGCCUAAUAGUCAUUGUUGCUCACUCUGUGAGCAGAGCACUUUGAUGUGAAAGUAUCUGUCAAAAUGGCCAAUAGUGCAGGUUGUAUAAGAUAUGCAAAGAAUAUU